AUGGCGCAACACGAGCAAAAUGCUAAAAUCAGAAACAGAGAAAGAAGGGGCAUUCCUAAUUUUAUAAGCCAUGAUUUCCAGCUCCAGCUAGAAAGCCACGACCAGAGGUUGAAGUCAUCAGAAGAUUAUAGUUUUCAUGACAUCCAAGCACAAGUCCAUCUUCGACCUAAACUGACAGUGAAUCCAGCAGUGAUCACAGAGACAGACUCAGUCACACUGAACUGUCAGACUCCACCAUCAGUGUCUGUGACUCAGUGUUAUUUCUACACUUUAAGUGGAGGAACUAUCAGAGUCCUCUCUUGUCUGCAGACACUGACAGGGACUGAACUGCUGAAGAUGGCUCAUCAGAGUUCACCUGCUACGGUUGGAUUGCAAUGUUAUUACAAAGCAAUGAAUGGAGAGAAAACUUCUUGGUCUCUGCACAGUAAUACAUCCUCCAUCACCAUACAAACUAUUCCUCCACCUAAACUGACAGUGGAUCCACCAGUGAUCACAGAGACAGACUCAGUCACACUGAACUGUCAGACUCCACCAUCAGUGUCUGUGACUCAGUGUUAUUUCUACACUUUAAGUGGAGGAACUAUCAGAGUCCUCUCUUGUCUGCAGACACUGACAGGGACUGAACUGCUGCAGAUGGCUCAUCAGAGAUCACCUGCUGAGAUUAAAGUGAAAUGUUAUUACACUGUAAAACGUGAAGAGACAAAUUCUCCAUCUCCACACAGUGACACAACCUCCAUCAUGAUACAAAGUGCUGCAGAAAACAAUGAGAGAAAAACUGAUUUAACAACUUCCAUUUCUACUACAACGUCACCUGUGGGUGGAGGUGAUGAAGGUCAGACUGCUAACAGAGCUACCACUCCUGUAACUCUUGUAAAACUAGCAUCAGAUCAGAGUUCUGUUCAACCAGAUAAUAUUGUUGGCUUGACCUCUACUUCCUUAACAUCAGUAAAAGCAACAUCAGAAACAGUUACUGCUGAUAUUAAUCUAAGUGCAAAAGGUAGCAUGACGACUGCUGUUGAAACUCCUCUGAAUGUGACAUCAGGAGACAAUAAUACAGAUAGUUUUCAUGACAUCCAAGCACAAGUCCAUCUUCGACCUAAACUGACAGUGAAUCCACCAGUGAUCACAGAGACAGACUCAGUCACACUGAACUGUCAGACUCCACCAUCAGUGUCUGUGACUCAGUGUUAUUUCUACACUUUAAGUGGAGGAACUAUCAGAGUCCUCUCUUGUCUGCAGACACUGACAGGGACUGAACUGCUGAAGAUGGCUCAUCAGAGUUCACCUGCUACGGUUGGAUUGCAAUGUUAUUACAAAGCAAUGAAUGGAGAGAAAACUUCUUGGUCUCUGCACAGUAAUACAUCCUCCAUCACCAUACAAACUAUUCCUCCACCUAAACUGACAGUGGAUCCACCAGUGAUCACAGAGACAGACUCAGUCACACUGAACUGUCAGACUCCACCAUCAGUGUCUGUGACUCAGUGUUAUUUCUACACUUUAAGUGGAGGAACUAUCAGAGUCCUCUCUUGUCUGCAGACACUGACAGGGACUGAACUGCUGCAGAUGGCUCAUCAGAGAUCACCUGCUGAGAUUAAAGUGAAAUGUUAUUACACUGUAAAACGUGAAGAGACAAAUUCUCCAUCUCCACACAGUGACACAACCUCCAUCAUGAUACAAAGUGCUGCAGAAAACAAUGAGAGAAAAACUGAUUUAACAACUUCCAUUUCUACUACAACGUCACCUGUGGGUGGAGGUGAUGAAGGUCAGACUGCUAACAGAGCUACCACUCCUGUAACUCUUGUAAAACUAGCAUCAGAUCAGAGUUCUGUUCAACCAGAUAAUAUUGUUGGCUUGACCUCUACUUCCUUAACAUCAGUAAAAGCAACAUCAGAAACAGUUACUGCUGAUAUUAAUCUAAGUGCAAAAGGUAGCAUGACGACUGCUGUUGAAACUCCUCUGAAUGUGACAUCAGGAGACAAUAAUACAGGUGAGCAAGAAAAACAGUUACUGCUGAUAUUAAUCUAA
This is a messenger RNA of Scomber scombrus (Atlantic mackerel), 2025 nucleotides long. Its product is annotated as mucin-2-like. The record is from RefSeq and is a predicted model, not a curated record. The coding region runs from base 1 to 2025 and encodes 674 amino acids. The transcript has 17 exons. Lineage: Eukaryota; Metazoa; Chordata; Actinopteri; Scombriformes; Scombridae.